Messenger RNA from Closterium sp. Naga37s-1, 1668 nucleotides. The record is from the annotation of a GenBank genome assembly. NCBI's taxonomy places the organism in Eukaryota, Viridiplantae, Streptophyta, Zygnematophyceae, Desmidiales, Closteriaceae.
AUGCGCAAGACAUACACCAUCGCAUGUGUGAACGACAGGGAGGUGCUAUCAGCGUCCAUCGACCCGUCCACGUACCCCUCCUCGCUUGUCGCCCGCCCCAAGGCCCUCCUGCAACUUCUCAACCACUUCCAGUCCACGCUCUCUGAAAUUACCAUCAUUGCUGCCGACCCUGAGGACGUGACAGGCUCAGGAACAGGCACGGGCGGAGGCUCGUCAGCAGAUGGGCGGCUGGAGGCGUCACCGGAAGUAGCAAUGCACACGCAGCUGUGGGUAGACCCUGGCGAGCACUUUGAGGCGUACUGCCACAGGGGGGAUGCCGUGGACGUCACUUUCAGUGUGAAGGAGGUGAAGGCGUUUGUGCAGUUCUGUGAGUCAGCAGCAGCAGACGUGGUGAUGCUCUUCCAUCGAGCUGGAGCCCCACUCAUGCUCAUGCCAAGAUUUCCCAACCCCCACACAACUCCCACACGCAACCCCCGCCACGCACACGCAAAUGCAGCACUCGCAUCUGACUUCGACUCACGACUUGUCAUCGCCACCAUGCUUGAGUCCCAGCUCCCCACUCCUCCCCCCUCCGACCCUUCCGUUCACCGAGCCUCUGCCCAACCUGGCACACCUGCCACUCCCGCUCACCAAGCCGCAGCCACUCCCCAAGACUCUGCCGAAGCUGGCGCUCCUGUUCACAAGGGCUCGGCUUCCCGAGUGUCUGCCGAAGCUGGAACUCCUACAGUUGCAGUUUCAGGCUCUCAGCGCUCCUGUCAUGCAGGUUCGGGGGCAGUUCCCCACCAAGCCUAUCCAGUAGGCUCGGGUUGCAGGGAAGAUCCUGGAGGAGGAGGGCUGGGUGAAGGCGAGGAGGAGGGAGGGGAUGAAAUGAGGGUCGAGGAAGGUGCUGAGAAGGUUCCGUUGAAAGAUCCAGGCGCAGGAGCAAGACUGGAGGCAGGCUGGGCGCAUGGAAAACGAUGGUCAGACCUCUCAGGUACGGCCGGACCUCUCAGGGGCACUCCAUUCUGUCCCCACUCCUCCCUGUGUGAGCACAUGGCAGGGGUAAAAGGCACAGCACACAGAGCUGGUGCGGAUUCAGCAGGUCCGGUGGAGGAGAGGGGAGUGGCAUACCAGCAACAGCAGGCAGCCAAUCAGGUUCCAGACAGCGAGGACGCCACCGAGGAGGAGCUUCCGAUUGGUCGGCUGGCAGCGGCAUCACGAGGCGGUAGUGGUGGCGGUGGUGGUGGUGCUGCUGCUGCUGGUGGUGGUGGAAGCAACAUUGGGGGUAGUGUGGAUGGGAAUGGCAUGGUGACUGGCGGUGCUGCUGAUGUGUCUGCUAGGCGAUUCAUGCCCACUGAGGCAUCCACCCCUGGGAGGCAAGCAGCACCGCAUCAACGUGAGUCAUCUCUCGUACCCGUUUCCUUCCCUCAUUUCCUUCUAUUCCCCCAUGCCGCCCCCGCCGGUUUCUGCGCUUUAGGGCAAGGUGCAGAACCACCUCUGCUUCAGAGAGAUCCGGACCGUUGGAUCGAAAAUACGGAGGAUGACGAGAUGGAGGAUCGGGCAGGGGGGCGUGUUGGAGGGCGUUUGGGUGAGGAUAUGUGCGAAGGUAUUGGUGAUGAAGAUGAGUAUGUGGAUGCCACUCCACCUGAGAGGAGGAUGUAUGACGACGAGGAUGAAACCAUGGACUAA